Messenger RNA from Neofelis nebulosa (Clouded leopard), 2125 nucleotides. RefSeq names its product acidic nuclear phosphoprotein 32 family member A (gene ANP32A). Gene Ontology annotation, cellular component: perinuclear region of cytoplasm; nucleus. The transcript has 7 exons. Gene Ontology annotation, biological process: regulation of apoptotic process; nucleocytoplasmic transport. NCBI's taxonomy places the organism in Eukaryota, Metazoa, Chordata, Mammalia, Carnivora, Felidae. Gene Ontology annotation, molecular function: histone binding. The coding region runs from base 24 to 950 and encodes 308 amino acids. The record is from RefSeq and is a predicted model, not a curated record.
ACGCCGAAAUAGGACGAGCAGCCAUGUUUCCCGGGUCUCGCGCGGCCCGCCCCGCCCCUCCCCCAUGGCGCGGCCGGCGCGGAGCGCGGGGCUGCGAGUGCGGGCGCCGGGCUCCAUGCGGCGCGGGGCGCGGGCCGGCGGGCGGGCGGGCUGGCGCCGGGGCGGCCGGGCCUCGUGCGCACGGGCCGGGCGCGGGCGCGCGGGGCCGGCCCCGGGCGGGCCUCCUGGCUUCCCCCGCUGCUUUGGAGCUCGAGGUGAAAGAGCUCGUCCUGGACAACUGCCGGUCAAUCGAAGGCAAAAUCGAGGGCCUCACAGAUGAAUUUGAAGAACUGGAGUUCUUAAGUACAAUCAACGUAGGCCUCACCUCAGUCGCAAACUUACCAAAGUUAAACAAACUUAAGAAGCUUGAACUAAGCGAUAACAGAAUCUCAGGGGGCCUGGAAGUAUUGGCAGAAAAGUGUCCGAACCUCACGCAUCUAAAUUUAAGUGGCAACAAAAUUAAAGACCUCAGCACAAUAGAGCCACUGAAAAAGUUAGAAAACCUCAAGAGCUUAGACCUUUUCAAUUGUGAGGUGACCAACCUGAACGACUACCGAGAAAACGUGUUCAAGCUCCUCCCACAGCUCACGUAUCUCGACGGCUACGACCGGGAUGACAAGGAGGCCCCCGACUCAGACGCCGAGGGCUAUGUGGAGGGGCUGGACGACGAUGAGGAGGACGAGGAUGAGGAAGAGUAUGAUGAAGAUGCUCAGGUAGUGGAAGACGAGGAGGAUGAAGAGGAGGAGGAGGAAGGAGAAGAGGAGGACGUGAGUGGAGAAGAAGAGGAGGAUGAAGAGGGUUAUAACGAUGGGGAAGUAGACGACGAGGAAGACGAAGAAGAUGUUGGUGAAGAAGAAAGGGGUCAGAAGCGAAAACGAGAACCUGAAGAUGAGGGAGAAGACGAUGACUAAGUGGAAUAACCUAUUUUGAAAAAUUCCUAUUGUGAUUUGACUGUUUUUACCCAUACCCCCCCCCGAAAUCCCGCCCCCCGAAACUUAUUUUUUUCUGAUUGUAACGUUGCUGUGGGAACGAGAGGGGAAACGUGUACUGGGGGUUGUGGGGGGAGGGAGGGCGGGAGGGGGUGGAAUAAAAUACUAUUUUUACUGCCACUCUUUAUUUUUUCCCCUACUUUUUCUUUGUGUCUGGUUUUGUCCCUGUAAAUGCGAUAGCUAAGGUACACACCAAGUGAGCAUUUGUUUCUUACUCUCAAAGAGGAUGGUUUGGAGGGCUCUUCUGUCUCCUGGUACUUCCGGAGUCUCUGGAGUCAGUUGGAAGGUCGUGGCUGGCCUCCGUUUGGUUUCUCGAAGCCCAGAAGGCGCUGAGCACCAGCCACGUCUUACCUCUUGUGCUGGUUCCCGUGAUUUCUGCAUUUCUUGGGCCUGCUAGAGGCAUCCAACGCCCUGGUUUGUAAAUAGCAACCUAAAGGCGUAUUUUGGCACUGGUUGGGGGACAUUCCCCGUCUCUCAUUCCUUUCCCUCUUCACAGAUGGUGGUGGGCUUUGCUCUGUGAAGAAGACUGUGGCGUCACUCUUCAGAGCUAUGAGCCAGAGAGCCGAAAACAGCAGGCUUAUGGGUUAUGAGUAGAACGGAUUCGGUCAUGACAAUUAAAAGAGAAGAAGCAAACCCUCAAACUUCAACCUCUUUAAAAUAAGAUUAAGAAAACACAAAACUGUCCUAUCUUGUUCUGUAAAAUACUCGAACGCCUUGUUUUACAAAAAUGACCAGAGAAUUCUUCCACGUGUCCUUCUGUGCUUAGACCGUUUUUACAAACCUAGGCACGGGAGGCAGUGCUGCAUGUCGGCUGGGUUUUUUUUUCAUACACCCGAGCACGGAUAAACUAACGCAAAAUUGUAUUUUCUUACCUAGUGGAAAUCUGAAAUGACUGCAAAUUCCUAGUGAGUGUACAGGUUUGCUUUCGUGUCCCCCUUCUGGAUUGCUUUAGAAGUGACGUGUUUUUUCCUAGCCCGCGUUUCAUCUGUAUAAAAGAACAUCUGCACCGGUUUUUCUCCUCCCCCUCAGAAGAGCCAAACUUUGAGUUUUAUGUCUGUUUGUCAUUGAUAAAUUUCAAUAAAUCUUUUUAUACAAUU